Oryzias latipes (Japanese medaka) is the source of this 2948-nucleotide messenger RNA. RefSeq lists its product as uncharacterized. The record is from RefSeq and is a predicted model, not a curated record. Lineage: Eukaryota; Metazoa; Chordata; Actinopteri; Beloniformes; Adrianichthyidae.
AAAGAAAAUGCUGCACUUAAAGGUCAGAGCGCCUCUGUGCUGCCUGGCUUCAUGCUGUGAAGAAAGAACGUAAACACAGUUUGUGACUGAGUGAAGGAGAGGAAAGUCACUCUGGUUGUAAGGGGGCGGGACUAAAACUAAGAAGAUGAGUGUCAGUCUUGCCUGAUGAAUCAAAGAGGAAAGAUGAAGUGGAUACUGAUGAGCCUCCAUUUUGUUGUUUGUUUCUCCAUGAGUUUUUCAUCAAAUUCACACAAAGUCACACAAACUGCAGACACUGAAGUGAUUAAGGGAGAGACGGUGAACAUCAGCUGCUGCUUUGCAGAGACGUUUCAAAGAGGAAGAGUGUUUUGGCUCAAAAAUGGAAUAAAAAUGGAUCAACGUGUGAUUACUGCUAAAGAAAACCAAACAUGUUUUAUUUUUACCUUUUCGAACUUCACAAGUCAGAGUUCUGACAAUUACACCUGUAACAUUUCUGUGGAGAUACCAAAAUUGAUUAAACUCGAUGGAAACGUAACGAUCAUCAGACAAAAAACCACAGAGGAGCAGAGAGAGAAUUCAACAGAAGAUGAUGUAGAAUCUCCAGAAAGAAAUCUUACAAUCCCCGUCACAGCUGCUCUGGCCGUGGCGUCGCCUUUGAUUCUGAUCACCACCGUCUGUUUUUGCUGGCUGCAAAAGAGCAAAGGGAAAACAGCCGAGCCGAUCUAUGAGGUUCCCCACGGUGACUCUGAAGGGACAGAGAUGGACAAGCACAGCACCAGCUCCUCCAGAGGCUCUUCUCAAUGGUGCCAGGUUCCUCUGUAUGAAUCUCUAGCCUACUUUGAGCAAGGGGAGAACAAAUAGAGGGAAUGAGGAUCAUCACCAGCUACAUCUCAUCAUGUUAAUAGCACCAGUCUUCUAAAGUUCUGUAAAUAAAUCUAUUCCUGUCUAAGGCAAACCUUUGUUGAUGCUUGUGGUAAAAUUUGUUGACAUCCAAAUGAGUGUGACACAUGCUUUUUUGACCUCUAAAGACUAAAUGUUGUUGUUUUUUGUGCGGUUUUCUCGUCCGUUCUCGUCAGUGUCUCUUGAACUGAGGGAGCAGCUCGUUCAGUUACAGUUACAAAGCCUUACCUGAGUGGAAAGUGUGGUCUCAACGCUCUGCUGCAGAGAACGUCAAAGGCAGGAAGGGGAAAAAGUGUUUGUUGUGGUCAAAGGUUUGCUGCAAGACCAGCGAACGUCAUGCAACUAAUUCACUGGUCUCCGUAAACAAAUGUGUUGUGUUCUGUUGAAUUCAGACAGUCUCCAGGUAAAACUGCUGAAAGGUUUUACCAACAUGAACCCUGUCAAUACUUCACUGCUGCUGCUCCUGUUAGAGGGGGUUGUUACAAACCAAAACUACAGAUGGGACUGUUAAAGGCAUAAAAAGACACUAUAAACUCUAAAGAAUGUGUUCUACUUAGUUGUGUUGCCUCUCUGGGGAGUUCUUGUCAAACUUGACAAACAGUUUAUAUAAAUAAAUGUUUGUUUAAUUUUAAAAACUCUGAUUUGAGAGCUAAAUGGAAUCAUCUUUAAGUCACAAAACUGGACAAAGAAUCACCAGUUAAUUCCUGUUGAUCUGCAGGAUGAGAGGAGCCUCCAUGGUCCAGGCAUCUGCACAACUGUGUGUUUGAGGUGGUAGUCUGCAGUACUGGAGCCCCCCCAGGGAACCGUCCUCUCACUUCUUCACCCUCUACACUUUGGACUUCACAAAUAACACCACCAGCUGUCAUCUCAAGAAGUACUCAGAUGACUCAGCCACCGUGGGCUGUGUGUCUGAAGGAGACGAUGUGGAGUACCGGUCAACCAUCAAGAACUGUGUGAGCUGGUGUGGCUGCUGUCCUUAAACACCAGCGAGACCCAGGAGAUGGUGAUCGACCCCCGAAGACAAAGAGCUGUGGCCCACGUACCGCUGAACUUCCAAGGAACUGACACAAACACAGUCGACAGUUUCAAGUACUAGUUUGACUGCCUCAACUACAAACUGGACUGGUCCCACAACCGGAACAGGAAGGGCCAAAGUUGCCUACUUCUCCUAAGGAGACUGAAGUGGUUUGGAGUGUGCAGACUUUUGCUUAGAACGUUUUCUGACUCUGUGCUGAACUCUGCCUUUCUUUACCCUGUUGUCUGCUGUGGAGAGAGCAGCACCAACCGGGGCGAGGAAAAACAGAACAAGCUGUUCGGGAGCAUUCUGUCCUGGACGAGGAUGUUGACCAAAAGCUUUCACGCACGUCAAAUUCGCAUCAGACGCCUUUCUUUCAACGCGUGUUCAACUUCCUGAUUUGUUGCUUGUCCAAAAAUGUGUUUACAAACUGGACACCAGGGAGAAGAUACUGUUGAAAGCUUUUAGCCUCAUGAGGAGAACAUGUUGAAUCCCUGAUUGGUUGACAGCCGACGCUGAAAUCAUACCGCAAGACGUCUGAUCGCAUCUGGGGGUUGACUUAAAAUUGAAACUGGACGCCCCUGACGCAAAUCUUGUUCAGUGUGAACACAACUUUUUGUCUUUGCUUUGUUGUCUCAGUGAAUUUUUUGCAGGUGAGCUAAAAUUUCCAAACGGAAUUAAGUCAGCAUUAUGAGAGAGCUGUCUGUUUUAACAUGUUCUUGGUGUUUUGGGACGUCAUGGCGCGAUAUGAUGAGGCCUCAUUUGUCUGUACUGUGUCUCCGGGACUCACAGCUGGCCUUGAUCAGAGUAUUUAAUCAGAUUUGUCAAACCACUGGCAGUGGUCUUGUUCUGUUUAACAGCAUUUUUCCACUCAAUGCAGCCCUGUGUGCACCUAUGUGUGUCAUUUUUCUGCAAAACAAAAUGACACAAACCGCAGUAAGUCGGCCUGACCCUCACAACAAACACAACUCAGCACCAAUAGCAGAGUCUGGAUCGGAGACUGUUGGUGUGAAAACCUGAGCGACCAAACGAGCACAGCAGAAACUUAUCCAAA